AUGACGACGGCGAGUGGCGCGCGCGCUUUGGAUCCGUCGGCGUACGCGUUUGAGUUCUACGCGGGGGCGAGAGAGAUGUCGGAGGAAGAUCGGGAGUGGUGCUUCGACGUGACGCGAAGGAACAUGCGGGAGGCGUACGAGCGCACGUGGGGAUGGGACGCGGUGGAGAAGCGACGAGAGCUGAAUAAUCACGCGGCGAGAUUCAUUUUGGCGAGAGAGGUGCGUAGUGGGGAGCUCGCGGCGUUCGUGCACUUUCGAUUCGAGCGCGAGGACGAGGAGGUGGACGCGCCGGUGGGGUACGUGUACGAACUCCAAUGCGAGCCGAAACAUCAGAGACGGGCGCUGGGAGAGACGCUCGUGUGCGUCGUGGAGGCGGUGUCGAAGCGAUUGGGGAUGCACGCUGUUGUCUUGACGGUGCUCAAGGUGAACGUGGGGGCGUACGCGUUCUACACGAAGAGGAUGAAGUACGAAAUCGACGACUUGAGCCCGGACGAGAGUUUGGACGAGGGAAGCGCGCACUACUUGAUCCUAUCGAAACGCUUCGUUUGA
Ostreococcus tauri is the source of this 549-nucleotide messenger RNA. RefSeq names its product Acyl-CoA N-acyltransferase. The coding region runs from base 1 to 549 and encodes 182 amino acids. The transcript has a single exon. Gene Ontology annotation, cellular component: nucleus. NCBI's taxonomy places the organism in Eukaryota, Viridiplantae, Chlorophyta, Mamiellophyceae, Mamiellales, Bathycoccaceae. Gene Ontology annotation, molecular function: protein N-terminal-serine acetyltransferase activity; histone H4 acetyltransferase activity; histone H2A acetyltransferase activity. The record is from RefSeq and is a predicted model, not a curated record.